AUGGAGGCAUUACUCAUUGAGCUGACUACGGCAGCAGCUGCGGACGAGUUUCCAGGAAUAGACCCACUAUACGAGUGCUUAUUGAAAGCUCUGGAAUACAUUGAGAGCGAGCCAGAGAGACACAUCAAGGCUGAAAGUGACGCGGAUGACACGAAGAUUGCACCACUGAUGGAGAUAAUUCAGCAGAAGGACCUCAUUAUACAAAGCAAAGAUGAGCUUCUCAAGAUCAACGAGGAGACACUGCGGGCGAGUAAGGCGUUGAUGGCAGACAAGGAUAAAAUCAUAAAGAUCAAAGAGAGAGAGAUCCAAGAAGCAGCCAGAUUGAUCACCGCCCGGGAGGAAACAAUCACCCAGAAGGACGAGGUCAUUCAAAACCGCGAAGAAAAUCUAGAGCAGGCACAAAUCUCAAUCACUACGCACGAGCGCACGAUCACGCAGAAGAACGAAGUUAUUAAAAGCCGCAAGAAGACCAGCAACCGGAACCACAAAACGAUUCGAGAGAAGGAACGUGAGAUUGAAAACUUGAAUACCUAUCUGGCACGGCAACGCGAUGCCAGCCACGUAAAGGACUCUGCUUACCAAGAUUUUGAGCAGAGAAUGGAAGACCAGGUGGCGGCACUAAGGGGCCAACUCGAGGACAAAGACGAUGAAAUUCAGGCACUUGAAAACUUGCUUGAAAAACAUCGGUUGCGUCGCCUCUCACGGAAGUCCGAGAAAGAAUCCCUGGAACAUGAUUGCCCGGAAUUGAAAGGGCCAUUCAAGUUGAAGGAGGCUUGGUAUGUCAAAGAAGAAGGAAGUGAGGACGGAGAAAUUGCUAGUCAGCGUAUCAAGAUCAAGGAGGAGCCCAUGGAUUACUAG
Molecule: messenger RNA, 858 nt
Organism: Hyaloscypha bicolor E
Lineage: Eukaryota; Fungi; Ascomycota; Leotiomycetes; Helotiales; Hyaloscyphaceae
Exons: 3
Coding region: 1-858 (285 amino acids)
Source: RefSeq, a predicted model, not a curated record